UUAAACAGUACCAGAAGAAAAAGGUCAAAGUGAAAGUGAAAACUCUGAUGUCGAAUUACUCGACACCACCCCGCAGGAUUCAGCACCAGAAAAAUAACGUAACAUGUUGUGUUAAACGCGCUGUCCCCUUUAAGAGUUCGAGUACGUGCAGGAGAGUGAGAGUGCGUCAGACGGCAAGGGAGAAAGCACGGAUAGAAGCGGCAGUUACAAGUGUGGAAGAAAUCGCUGACAAAACUGUUAGUUGGAUUUAAUCCAGGCGGUUUAUGGACUCGUGGACCUGUGGUGGUUUCUGUUGUGUGGAUGCAACGAGUGGAGGAUUUUAACUCGUUGUCUAUCUAAGUUGCUGCUGCACGUGAGCGAUCUCAGAUUGGGAAGGGGAUUUAGGCCUGCGUCAAUGGAGAUUGAGCAGGGGAGAUUCAGGAAGUGAGAUCGCAUAUGCCAGUUUCCGUGUUUGAAAAUCCAGAGUCUCGAAAAAGAGUUUGAAAUCAAGUCUCAUCUUGCAGGAAAAGAAGAAAAGUCUGUAAAAUGAGUAAAAGCCUGUCUAUGAGGAGAGAGAGGAAGAGAAACCUGCCUGUGAAAUGAGUGUGUGUGAGGAGAAAGAGCAGGACACUCCUGUAGACACUCGUAGAGCGGCAUCUCCAGGAUUCAGCUGUGUGUCUAUGAAGAGUAACGACUCCAUGUUUCUGCCCCCUUAUCUCAGUGAUGUUGACACUUGUAGAGCAGCAUCUCCAGGAUUCAGCUGUGUGUCUAUGAAGAGUAACGACUCCAUGUCUCUGCCCCCUUAUCUCAGUGAUGUUGACACUCGUAGAGCAGCAUCUCCAGGAUUCAGCUGUGUGUCUAUGAGGAGUAACGACUCCAUGGUUCAGCCCUCUGGACUCAGUGAUGAUCCUGCUGUGACCUCUUUCCCUGUUAGUGGGAGAGCUGACAUGAUCCGAUUUGUGUCCUGUCAGAAAUGUACAUCCUCCUACAGCCAGAACCACAUUGGUCAUCAUGACACGGACGCGGAUCUGCAGCUUAAUUCUCACCAACCAGUGCAUGAUGAUCUGCAGAGAGUCAAAGACCGGCACAAAACCAGCAUGAUGAACAAGUAUGAGAGCUUAUUUGAGGGAGUUAAACUACAAGAGAAUCAAACCCUCCUGAACAGGAUUUACACACAGCUGUACAUCAUAGAGGGAGAAAGUAAAGGGGUGAAUGAAGAACAUGAGGUGUUACAGAUAGAGAAAAUUUACAAGACACUCCAAGACACUCCAAUCAACUGCAAUGACAUCUUUAAUCCUUUACCUGAACCAGGAUAUGAGGAGAAGACAAGAGAGAUGAAAGACAAAAUAAAGACUGUUCUUACUAAAGGCAUCGCUGGAAUUGGAAAAACCGUCUCUGUGCAGAAGUUCAUUCUGGACUGGGCUGAAGGAAAAGCCAAUCAGGAUGUAGAUUUCAUGUUUGUGCUUCCAUUUCGAGAGCUGAACUUGAUUAAAGAUCGUCAGUACAGUCUUCACAGUCUUCUGCUUGACUUUCAUCCUGAACUUAAAGAUCUGGACUCAAAGAUUUAUGAUGAAUGUAAAGUUGUGUUCAUCUUUGAUGGUCUGGAUGAAAACAGAGUAUCACUGAUGUUUUCAGACAGACAGAAAGUUUCUAAUGUGACUGAGAUUUCAUCAGUGGGUGUGUUGAUGUCAAACCUCAUGAAAGGAGAUCUGCUUCCCUCUGCUCUCAUCUGGAUCACCACCAGACCAGCAGCAACCAAUCAGAUCCCCUCUAAAUACAUCAACCGUGUGACAGAAAUUCAGGGAUUCAAUGACACUCAGAAGGAGGAAUAUUUCAGGAAGAGAAUCAGUGACGAGCAUCAAGCCAGCAGAAUCAUCUCACACAUCAGAAGAGCAAGAAGCCUCCACAUCAUGUGUCACAUACCCGUCUUCUGCUGGAUCUCAGCUACUGUGCUUCAAAACCUCCUGAAACAAGAUCUCAGUGCAGAAAUCCCUCAAACUCUGACUGAAAUGUACAUCUACUUCCUGCUCAUUCAAACACGUAUGAGGAACCAGAAAUAUGAAGAGAGAGAUCCAAAGAAGCUCCUGCAGUCCAACAGAGAAGUGAUUGUGAAACUUGCUGAAGUAGCUUUCAAUCAGCUGAUGAAGGGCAAUGUAAUCUUUUAUGAGGAGGACCUGAAAGAGAGCGGCAUAGACGUCACUGACGCCUCAGUGUAUUCUGGGAUUUGCACUGAGAUCUUUAGGGAGGAAUCUGUGAUUAAUCACAGGAAGGUUUACAGCUUUGUACAUCUGAGUUUUCAGGAGUUUUUUGCAGCACUGUAUGUGUUUUACUGCUAUUUACACAACAACAGUGAGGUUCUGAAAAUGUUCCUGACUGAAAUGUCCAGAACUCAGUGUGAAUAUGUUCCUCUAGAUGUGUUUCUGAAGGAAGCAGUGAAUAAAGCCUUGAGCAGUGAAAAUGGACACCUGGAUCUUUUUCUUCGAUUUCUUCAUGGCAUCACACUGGAGUCCAAUCAGAGACUCUUACAGGAUGUGCUGAUACACACAGAGAACAACCCAGAGAGCAUCAAGAAAAUAAUCCAUGACCUCAAACAAGAUCAACAAAACGAUGUCAGUCCUGACAGAUGGCUAAAUCUGUCACACUGCUUGAUUGAGAUGAAGGAUAACUCUGUUGUUGAAGAAAUGCAGGCAUUUUUAAACUCUAAAACAAAAAGUGAAAGUCUUUCUCUUACACAAUGUUCAACUUUGGCAAACAUAAUCCUGAUGUCAGAGGAGGCGCUGGAUGAGCUUGACCUUAACAAGUACAACUUCAACUCAAGAGAGUGUCGAUGGAGACUGUUACCUGCUGUGAGGAACUGCAGAAAAGCUCUGUAAGUGUGAAAAUAUGAACAUACAUUUGUUACAUUUUGAUGGUUGAUGGAGAUGAAGAGUGUUAUUUGGUCUUGUGUUCAUAAGCAUAAAAUAUAAAAUAUGUCUUUUAAGAAAACAUUAAAAACUAGGGAUGUGCACUAUUAUUGGCACAUCAGCUGUGAUGUAUCUUUGGUGAUAUGCCUUUGUUCAUUGUUCAUUGGUUUCAUUUUGACAGUUUAAAAUAGCCACAGUAUGCUCCUGUUUUGAUUGACUCAAUAUUUUUAGUCACCAUUAAAUUGUAAAUAAAUAAUCCUUUCUUACCAUUAAUAUAAUUAUUUAUUUUUAUUCAUGUGGCCUCAUAAUCUUUAAUCAUAAACAUUA
Messenger RNA from Labeo rohita (rohu), 3209 nucleotides. RefSeq names its product protein NLRC3. The record is from RefSeq and is a predicted model, not a curated record. NCBI's taxonomy places the organism in Eukaryota, Metazoa, Chordata, Actinopteri, Cypriniformes, Cyprinidae. Bases 579 to 2852 code for a protein of 757 amino acids. The transcript is spliced from 5 exons.